Lizanozyma spartinae is the source of this 1758-nucleotide messenger RNA. RefSeq lists its product as uncharacterized. Gene Ontology annotation, molecular function: heme binding; oxidoreductase activity, acting on paired donors, with incorporation or reduction of molecular oxygen; iron ion binding. The coding region runs from base 1 to 1758 and encodes 585 amino acids. NCBI's taxonomy places the organism in Eukaryota, Fungi, Ascomycota, Pichiomycetes, Serinales, Debaryomycetaceae. The record is from RefSeq and is a predicted model, not a curated record. The transcript has a single exon.
AUGUUGUUGGAUGUUAUUGUGUACUUGCUGCAGCACAGUUUACAAACCCUGUUUACCUUAUUGGUUACAUUUGGGUUAUACUUCUUUGUGUUGUAUCCAUUUGUAUUCUCCCCAUUAAGAGAUAUUCCUGGUCCAUAUAUCCACAGACUUUCAAAAAUCCCAGCUUUACACUACCAAAGGGUUGGUAAGUGGAUUAGACGGGUAUCAGACCUUCAUGAGAAAUAUGGUGACGUAGUUAUCCUUUCUCCAACUGAAAUCAGUGUUAAUGGUGACUCAAAGUAUAUCAAUGACAUUUACAUCAAGAACUUCCCCAAAUCACCCUUCUACGAGAACUUUAGAAAUCAUGGUUUCAAAGAUAACAUCUUCUCUAGUUUGGAAAAUGAUAGGCACUUGGGUUAUAAGAAGUUGGUGAUGAGUUUGUAUUCUAAGUCUGCUGUUUUCUCUCAUAAAAACCCUACUCGUCAAAACAUUGUUAACAAGGUUCGUUUAGUAGUCGACAACAUUUACCAAUCUUCGGUUACUGGAAACCAACCAGAUUAUAUCAACGCUAAAGGUGAAGAAAACAUUCACUCUAAGGGAUUCAAUCUCCAAGAUGGUGGAAAAUGGUUUAAUCCUUCUAGUAAAACUAAAAACUUGGGAAUCGAUGUUUAUCCACUUUUUGCUUCGUUAGCUAUGGAUGUUGUGUCUGCUUUUGAGCUUGGUGUUGAAAAUGGAUCUAAUUUGUUGAAGCAUCCUGAACAGAGAGGAAUUGUUGCAACUCAUGCCUUGCAAGCACUGAUGGGAUUCUGGACUACAUUGAUGCCUCGGUUCUGGAACUGGGCAGCAUCCAGUAGAAUUAAACAAGCAUCCGUUGUUAUUGAAGAAUGGCAAUUGGCAAUGUAUGAUGUUGCUGAGGCCAAUGUUCCCUCAUUUUGUGAAGGUCAAAAUAUGACCACUUUAGAACAAUUAAAGAAGAAUGGUUUGACAGGGAAGAAUGCCUAUUCUUUCUUAUCCGACAAUAUAUUUGCAGGACAUGAGACAACCGCCAUUCAAUUGGCAUUUUUGACGUUUGAAUUGCUGAGACCUUGUAAUUUUAAAGUUCAAAGAAAGUUAAUCGAAGAGCUUCAAAAGACUUUUGGAAAACCUAAAGGCCCUCAGGAUUAUAUUGAAGAUUUAGAAACUGUUGAUUCCUUACCGUACUUGGAUCUGAUAAUGUUGGAGAAUUCUCGAGUUCAUACUUCUAUCCCUGGAGCUGAACCCCGAAUUGUUGAUAGACCAUAUUAUGUGAAUGUUUACAACAAGGAUUCCAAGACAUCCAAACAAGUUGGUAUUCCUGUUGGAACAACAAUUUCAUGUUUACCGUAUGGAAUGCAUCGUGUUGAAUCUGUGUUUCCCAAUUCAGAACACUGGAUCCCUGAAAGAUGGAUGCCUUAUGAACAUGAGACCCCAUUGGAGUACAAUUCUCGGAUAACUACCCAACAGAAAUACAUGAUGCCAUUUGGUAAAGGGAUCCGAAUGUGUCUUGGGAUGAAUGUUGCUCAGAUAGAAAUGAAAAUGGCCAUUGCCAACAUCUACUGGCAUUGUAAUUCUAAAUUAUGUGAAGACUGGUGUGAGAUCACAUCUAAGGAGAAUGAUCCAGUGUUAUCUACAAGUCCAGUACCUAUUGGAAAUUCUGCACCUAAGAAUAAGACAGACAUUGAGAAAAUGACAAUGUACGAUCUGUACACUACACGUCCUUUGAAUGACGAGUGUUGGUUAGAAUGGUAUGAGAAUGAGUGA